CUUCACUGUGAAUCAGCUGAGGCGUGUGACGUGAGCAGCGCGGACGCGGUUUGUUUAGCGCCCACGCGGUCGUCCGUCAGCCACGUUUUUUAAAUAAACGGCUUAAUAUUUCAGUAUUUGUCUUAUUAAAACGACAUAUUCGACAUACGAAGGUCUUAGAAUGACAUUCUAACUGGAUUAAUUCAUGGCGCCCAUCGAAACGCAUGAGGACACCGGGACACACGGCAACAUGCCCGGGCUUGUCUGAUUUUCAGGGCCGGGGGAAAGACAGGACUUAAGCGCGACCACCACCAUGGACAGCAAAUUUCCCAGUCAGCUUUUCCCACAUUUUUAUCUGGACGGACCGCCUGAAAUAAAGCCGAAGCAUAAUUACGGAGGCUGGGGUUCAUAUGAGCGCGUGUUUGCUGUCAAUGCUGGGCCGUGUGAUGAUGAACAGUCAUCGAUCCAGCAUGUGUUUGAAUCCCAGCACACUGUGAGUGGUGAGGAUUGGGUGCCGGUCCAACCAGCGGUUACCCCUUUAUUUCCACCAUGUGAAGAUACUAAAGUCUCAUCUGCUGUUCUGCAAGAUCCAAUGGAUUUCCCAGAGCAUAUGCAGUAUUUUUACCAGCAUCACUGUAUGGAUGCAUUCUCCACAAUGGGACAUUUGCUUCAGGGCAACUUAACUUUCAAGAAAAAACAGCCAGAGGAUGUCACGUCAAUGCGCUGGGCCAAUGGCUUCCUAAAGGGCUUGCAUUAUAAAAAGUGUGAGAUCUCGUGUAGGUCGAUGAGGAUCCGUGCUUUGCAUCAUCUUGUCACUGAUGUUGUGAGCGAUGUUCCUCCAUCUCUCCUCGCCUCGCUCCUACACGAAGAGCUGACGACUCAGAGGAAGCAGCAGCAGUUCUGUGCAGACCCAACAGGAGGCACUCUGGGAUACGUGCCCUUAUACGAAUCCCAGGGCUACAGCGAUGGCUGUUUGAUCUAUCCCAGCGGAGCUGCAAUGGACAAACUCAAUAUCCACAGGGUGGUGCAACAGUACAGUGAUGACAAGCCUCCUAGUUUUGUCACAGACUCUCAACCUUUUGUUUAUUAUUUGAAUGGAACUGUCAGACAGAUCAGUUCGGCCAAUAUGGAGGAUGUAGGCAAUGUGGCAGUGCGGUCGGAUUAUUUCUGUGGCGUUUGGCUGCUAGGUGACAAAACGAAGCCGCUGUUAAUAGACGUCAUCCAGACAAAAGAUCGCUUCUCCUGUAUCACCGUCAGUCCACACAUCCCUAAUGAGCUUGUGGUAGUCAAUGAGUUGGGAGCAGCCUAUCUUUGGACUGCGAGAAAAGGAUUGCAGAAGUUCCGUCAGGAGGAUUCCAACCUGUACUUCAAUGCGAAGUCGCCAUGGCGAUGGUGUGAGUUCUCCUGUCACCCGAGAGUGAUGGUGUAUGCGGACAGAACAGGGGCGGAGCUUACAGACAUACGGAGUGCUGAUAGUAAUCACACAUUGUUCCGGAUCGGAAGAACAGCAGAUUGUAGGUCGGGAGAGAGAGUGAUACUCACCAAAUACCUGAGUAAAAGCCACGCCCAUCACCACCUCAUUAAUACCCAGUUUUCCACCUACAUCAUGGAUGAGCGGGUUCCUUCUGUCCCUAUGCUGAAAUGGGACCAUAUGAUGGAGUCUCCACCGUUGUUUGCUUGCGAUUUGCCGGCACAGGCCCCGAGCCAAAUGUGCAAACUGCUGCUGGGAGCUCAGAGGUCACAGGAGCUCAUGUUACUGCAGUACACGGGUGGGAGGGAGCACGCCUGUCAGACUCGGGGAUCCAUUCAGAAGCUUUUUAGUCCUAAAGAGACUCUGAGCCACCUAAAUGUUCAGCUGCCCCACAAAAGAUGCCUCGCUGAGAAGAGACUGAAUGUGCCUGCUGCAGGUUUUGCAGCUGUACAAAAGAAGGACUACCUGUCCGUUUUCCAUCUUACAGAAGCUGGAGACAUCUUUUACCAAACGUUGAAGUUGUACACAGAUCAGACCACAACCAACAAUGGUAUCCCAGCACAAUCUGUCAGUGUGCAACGUACAGCAGAAACUGAAGAAAGCCAGAAAGCGGAGUCCCACUCUGACAGUGAAGAUCAAUCUGUUCAGAGCGACUCUGAGACCGAGAGACGGCGAACGGCAUUUCGUCAUUUGAAAGUGAUCAACAAUGUCGAUAAUGAUGACUCAAAUGCUUUGGAUACAAAUAAUCAACCAUCAAGCUCUUCGAUUGGGAAUAAACCUACUUGUUUCACCAGACCACCCAACCCAAGCAAGGAUCCCGAUCUCCAGGUUGCCUGGGACAAAUGGUUCAAGCCUAUUUUUAAAAAGGCUGCGGGCAAAAAGCGGCACCCUAUUUUUCCACGCACCAGAACUGCUUAUUUAAAGGGCAUGGUGGGCAAAAAGCUGAAUAAACCAAAGGAGGAUCGAUUUAUGAGGCUGAGGAAAGACCUUCAAGAGGUCAUGAAGAAGAAAGAGUUGCUCUUGCAUGGGGGCACGUACCUGCCUCACCUGAACGUGACGCCGGUUCCCAAUCCUGUAGAUCCCGACGACUGGCCUGACGACGUGAGCCAGCGGAUGGCUGCGUCUUGGGAGGGCCAUUGGAAACUCUGGUGGGAGGAGAAGCUGGGUUUGAACCGGGACAAGAAAAUCGCGUCUCUUCGACGAAAGCGUCGAAAGGAGAAGCAGGCGAGAGCUCGCAGUCGCACCUCACUUUCUGGAAGCUUCACCUCGUCUGUGAGUUACCAAGAGAGUCUCUCAGGUUUGUCGUCUGCGGCGAGCCAGUAUCUGGGAUCGGACAGCGAGACUCAGGCGAGCUCGCAAGCCACGGACAUGGAGGAUUGGAGGGCCAGACCUGAGAUGCACAGAAAGAGCCCCAUCAUUCUGAGACGGUUUUUAAAUGAGCAGUUGAAUGCGGACGAACCUUUCAGAUCUCGUACAAGAUCUUCUCAAAGGCCCGAUCAAGACCUUUUGAACUCGCCAUCUAAAUCUCAGUCUUCCAUUCAGGUUGAACGACCAACCUCUGGCCCCCCUAGUGUUGCAGAAGAGAUGGAUUCGGGACCUCCACCGUCAGUCACCUCCACACGGCCGUCAACUAUCCAGUCGAAACGGCGCAAGGAGUUUUACCUUAGUUCCGUUCCCAUUUCCCAAACAUCGACUCAGAACACUGCUUCGCAGGUUCGCCCUUCUUCGCCAAUUCCUCCGUCUCAACCCGCCUUGUCUUCCCAAAGAUUUUAUCAAUUGAGAAACCUCUCUCAGGCCUCCCAGCCAAAGAAGAAGUCUCGGAUGGGCUUCUAAAAACCCGCCUCCGAACGAGGAAUGCUGCAAGGUGAGCUGUGUUUACCUCUCGCUCUCAUCCCAUGCUCCCUCCGGGAUGGUAGGCAGCUCGGGGGCGUUUCGGUAGCAGCUGUGCAGAUUCUGCGCAGUCCUCCGCGAGACGAUCCACACCAGUUUCUUGUGGUCCGGUUUGGC
Messenger RNA from Labeo rohita (rohu), 3457 nucleotides. It is a transcript of the gene taf1c, whose product is annotated as TATA-box binding protein associated factor, RNA polymerase I subunit C. Gene Ontology annotation, molecular function: RNA polymerase I core promoter sequence-specific DNA binding. Gene Ontology annotation, cellular component: fibrillar center. The coding region runs from base 293 to 3283 and encodes 996 amino acids. Gene Ontology annotation, biological process: transcription by RNA polymerase I. NCBI's taxonomy places the organism in Eukaryota, Metazoa, Chordata, Actinopteri, Cypriniformes, Cyprinidae. The transcript is spliced from 16 exons. The record is from RefSeq and is a predicted model, not a curated record.